AUGGAGGCAUACAACAACUAUAACAAGGGUGAUCUCUUGAAGGGCCAGUAUAGAAAAUUGGCUGAUCUCAGCAAGGGCUCUUAUGGGUUGGUUUCGGUAGCUGAAGACAUUGUGCAUGACAAGAGAUUGGUCGCAGUUAAGUAUAUCUAUCCACUCCCCAAGAAGAAGCAAAGACAACAUGGAAGCGAUGACGACGACAGUGACAGUGACUCAGACGAUGAUCUCUAUCCACUAGCCAUUUCACCACCUUCCAAAUCAAUUCUUCAGACUUUAUAUAACGAGGCGAAGAAAGAAAUCACUAUCCAUAAAAUCUUGGGUGUUCACUCCAACAUUGCUACAUUGUAUGAUCAUUUUGAUUCAUGCUUAGUAUUGGAAUAUUGCUCCAGAGGUGAUCUUUAUGACGCAAUUCAAGAUGGCAAGGGUCCACUGACAUCACAGGAUAUCAAGGAUGUAUUUUACCAGAUAUUGGAUGCUUUGGAAUUCUGUCACUCCAAGAAUGUGUUCCAUAGAGAUUUGAAACCUGAAAAUAUUCUUAUUGGAGAAGACUGGUCAAUUAAACUCUGUGACUGGGGUUUGGCCACAACAAACAGAAUUAUUUCCAACAAGAGUGAAUUUGAUGUCGGAUCUGAAAGAUACAUGGCCCCAGAACUCUUUGAUCCUGAAAUGGAAAGCUAUGAUGCCGCAAAGAUUGACUUGUGGUCUAUUGGAAUCAUUUUACUCACAUUGGUAUUUCAUAAGAACCCUUUCCUGAUUGCAAAUCAUUCAGACAAAAGGUUCUUACAGUUUGUGGUGAAUCGUGAAGCUUUGUUUGAUAUUUUUUCCACCAUGAGCGGUGAGAUGUUUUCAGUGUUGAGGUACAGUCUUAACAUUGAUCCAACUAAUAGAGACAUUGGAAUGCUUAAAGGUGAAUUGGAAACUUUGAAAUACUUUACGAUUGACGAGGAAUACUGGGAAGUUGAACAAGAUGAGGUGGAGAAGGAGCCACAUUACGAAGGUGAGAAUGAGCUAGGUAACGAGGAAGAAGAAGACGAAGAAGAAGAAGAUGAAGUGGAUGAUGAAGUACAACUUCAAAACAAUAACCAAUUGGAAUUUACAUUUGACGUUGAAGAUGGUGAUUCAAGUGGAGGCUCGGGUGGCUCAGAUAGACUAGCUAAAUCUAAUUCCGGUAGAAGAAGUAGACCGCCAAUCAGAAAUAGAAACCUUGAAUCGGCAUUACUCGGAACAUACGAUUCCGAAGGAAUUGAUUCUGCUGCUGAAUCUGAUGUCACCGCAUCUUCAGAUGCAGCAUUGCCAAUGCCUCACAAUCAUAGAGCUGACGCGCUAUUAUCUAAAAACUCGAGCAUGUUGCCCAUCCCAAUCAUUGGCACUGAGUACAAUGACGUUGGAAACCAUUCAAUUUUCAGAAACCAACGUAAACCAUUUGGAGUUGCAUCGUUUAAUCAGUCAAAGAUUCUGACUGAUGGCUUCGGAGGAGGUAAAUUUAAUAGAGAAGAUUUUUUUACACCAAAAUCUGUAUUCAAUCAUUACAUGGACAAAUAUGGUGACAGUAAACAACAAGAUCGUGCGUUCAACUACAAUAGCAAUAAUAAUAAUCACAAUGUUAGGAAUAAGAUGUCUACCUGGAAAAAGAAGGGUAAAAGAAGAUCUUGGAAGAAGGCAACAAUUGACAGCGAUAAUUACGAGAGUGGAAGUAGCUCACAAUUUCCUCGACUGAGACUGAGACUGAGAGUCCGUCAUUCUUAUAGUGGAACUAACCAUACUAAUGUAAAUGGUAACAGUAACGGACACGUUCACGGCCAUGGAAAUGGAAAUGGAAAUAGCAGAGAUUACUUUAAGAAGAAGGCACACCUGUUCUCUAGUUCAAAGCCAAAGAAAUUGUUCUCAAAUUCUGGCCAUCUGAAUCUUGCAGCAACUAGCGGAGGUAAUUCUCAAUUGCACCAACAUCAUGGGAUUCACACUCAGCAAUUGCAGCAACACCCGCUGCUUCAAAACAAUGGAGUUGUCGGCUCAAAAAAGUAUGUUCCACCGUAUCUUAGAUCACCUAGUCACGCUAGGUCACCUCUUAUUGACCCUCCGAUUGAAGAUAUUGGCAAUUUGAACCUUGAAGAUGAUGAAGUUUUCCAUCUUGAAGAUGACUUUGACGAUUCUGAGUACCCCUCAAACAAUGGUCAUAUAAGUGGUCAAAGCAGCGGACGAUCCCAUGGAACCUUUUUAAUUCCAACAGCAAAUACUGUUGAUAACUUUAAAAAGCCUCCAAUUAAUUUUAAGGUUCCAACUUAUAGUCUUGCAACAGCAGUAGGUGUGGCUCCAGGUCUGACAGUUACGAGUGAUUCCUCUUCUGUCCGUGGUAUUGGUAGAAGAAAUUCCCUUGGGGGUGGUCAGAGAUCAUCAGUAUGUCCUACCAGUUCUUCUGGGAAAUUUAUAGGGCCUAUCAGUGAAUUUGUUCCACCCAAUGGUAAAUACGUUCCACCAUUUAGAAGAUCUUCACACUCUUCAAAUAUUACUAGUAAGAUAAAGGCCAAUGAAGGUAACUCCAAAGAAUGUGAUGACGACUCCAAGAGAAAAAUGUCACAUCAUGAUUUCAAGCGAGACAUAAUGACAAAUAUAGAUAGCACUUCAUCUUCUGUCCCCACUGGAAAGACAGACUGGUUUUCGUUUAAAAAAGAUUGGGGUGAUUACGAUGAUGAAGAUGCAUAG
Dujonia railenensis is the source of this 2697-nucleotide messenger RNA. The record is from the annotation of a GenBank genome assembly. Lineage: Eukaryota; Fungi; Ascomycota; Pichiomycetes; Serinales; Debaryomycetaceae.